Centruroides sculpturatus (bark scorpion) is the source of this 378-nucleotide messenger RNA. RefSeq names its product putative peptidyl-prolyl cis-trans isomerase dodo. The record is from RefSeq and is a predicted model, not a curated record. Bases 46 to 363 code for a protein of 105 amino acids. NCBI's taxonomy places the organism in Eukaryota, Metazoa, Arthropoda, Arachnida, Scorpiones, Buthidae. The transcript is spliced from 2 exons. Gene Ontology annotation, molecular function: protein binding; peptidyl-prolyl cis-trans isomerase activity. Gene Ontology annotation, cellular component: nucleus; cytosol.
AUUUUAGUUUUUUUGAGUAGGUGGCGUUGUUAAAUCGGUAUCUGGAUGGUAUCUUCAUCUAAGAAAAUGGCAGACGAAGAAUUACCUAAAGGUUGGGAGAAGCGAAUGAGUCGCUCUACAGGUCAACCUUACUAUCUCAAUAUUUAUACAAAAGAGAGUCAAUGGGAACGACCAACAAAACCUGCUGAACCUUCUUCUCCUGGAAGUGGUCAAGGUGAGCAAGUGCGAUGUAGUCAUUUAUUGGUAAAACAUCAGGAAUCAAGACGUCCAUCUUCAUGGAGAGAAGAAAAAAUAACCAGGACGAAGGAAGAAGCACUUGAAUUAAUCAAAAGUAAGUAUUCUAAUGAAAUUUUAAUUGCAUAAUUACUGCGAUAUUUU